Molecule: messenger RNA, 1575 nt
Organism: Scleropages formosus (Asian bonytongue)
Lineage: Eukaryota; Metazoa; Chordata; Actinopteri; Osteoglossiformes; Osteoglossidae
Gene: c2h11orf16
Product: chromosome 2 C11orf16 homolog
Exons: 7
Coding region: 1-1575 (524 amino acids)
Source: RefSeq, a predicted model, not a curated record
AUGUGCCCUGUCCUUGGCUUGGUGAAAUCCCUCCUCAGCCACACCCUGGUGGCCAAGGCUGAGCUCCGGAACUCUCUCUUCAACGUCAUCGGCUUCUCGCAUAAGGUGACAAAGUGGCGUGACUCUAUGGUCAGCUGUGAACCUGACCUUGUGUACGAGGCACAGGGCUGGAUUCAGGCUCUGAGGUGCAGCCCUGGUUGGGAUCUCCUGGGGGGUCUCACUGCAGCCUUCACUGACCAUUCCUGCCAGGCUGUCCACCUGGUGACCAACGGCCUCCCAGACAAACCGCAUGAGCUUCUUCAGGUGCUUCUGGGUGUGGCGGAGGUCUGCCCCGUGCACGUGUUCUACCUCUCAGACAGGAGUGGUCCAGACCGACAAACGCAGGAGCUUCUGUAUGGCAUCUCUCACUUCACUGGGGGAAGCUGUCACAUCCUGACUCCCAGCUGUGCUGGGGUUGCAGAACUGGUGAAGCCACCAUUCCUCGCUGAAAGCUGGACCGUGUCACCGUUUUCGUCCACCGUGAAGUACUGCAGCUCAAAACCUGUUUCUGACAGGCCACCAUGCGUGUCCCACCUUCCCUGCAGGUGGCCUUUGUCAGAUACUGCAUGUCCCAUCAGCCCCUGUGGCAAACGGACACAGUAUGUCGGCUGCCAGUUAGCCCCAGGCAGUCGUGUUCUUGCCCGUAGGGAUGUGGAUGGUUUCUACUACCUGGGGACAUUAAAAGAAGUUGUGCAGGGGAGAAGUGGUGUGUUUUGGGUUGAGUUUGACAAACCCGCAUGGACAGGGGCCUCCUGGGAUUCGUCUGUGCAGCUGACCAGUGUGACAAGCAUGCUGUCCCACACGGAAGCCUACAGGCACAACCUCCUCCCUGGGGACAAGGUGCUGGCCCCCAGGGGCCUGGAGCUGAGCCAGUACCACCCAGGGAGUGUGCUUUCUGGGGCAGAACUCAGAAACCCGCUUGGGGCCAGGAACGUGAAUAGACUCCAGGUGUUGUUCUGGAACGGCCAGGAAGCUGCUGUGCCAGGGGACACAGCCGUGUGGAUUUCUCCCUCCCUCUAUGAAAGGAUCGUGAGGGAGCUCCAGUGGCCCCUCCCGGUGCUGUGUUGCCAUGGCAAUGUGUGCGGCGCAUGCUGCCCCCACCGUGUCCUUUGCCCCAGCCUCUGCUGUGUCCACCAGCAGUGGUGGCCCCUGCUUCCCACCCCACGUCAUGUGAUCAGUCUGGGAGGGGAGAUGGACAUAGACGAGCUGGAGAGGAAGGUGGACCUUCAGCUGAAGGAGCUGAAGGAGAGUGGACAAACUUCUUGCCCUUCUCCCUCAUUACACUCCUUGGCAAAUGAUGGCUGUGCUGUGGGCAGGUCCUCAGUGGACCAGGCGGUCAACACUGACCUCAGUCUUCUACGCAAGACCACAUCUGCACCGAAAGAGCGACCAGCCUGGAAGUACUGGAGAAGGAGUCAGCCGGAGCCGCAACACAAGCUACUGAGCGGACACCUAAAAGCAGAACCUGCUGGAAACGCUCUGGACCCGAGCUGCUUCGGCAGAGUGGGCUGGGACCUGAAUAAGAAGUAUUUGUAG